Messenger RNA from Guillardia theta CCMP2712, 1917 nucleotides. RefSeq lists its product as hypothetical. The coding region runs from base 1 to 1917 and encodes 638 amino acids. Gene Ontology annotation, molecular function: NAD+ binding; enoyl-CoA hydratase activity; long-chain (3S)-3-hydroxyacyl-CoA dehydrogenase (NAD+) activity. Gene Ontology annotation, biological process: fatty acid beta-oxidation. The transcript is spliced from 30 exons. Gene Ontology annotation, cellular component: mitochondrial fatty acid beta-oxidation multienzyme complex. Lineage: Eukaryota; Cryptophyceae; Pyrenomonadales; Geminigeraceae. The record is from RefSeq and is a predicted model, not a curated record.
AUGAUACAACGGAUGAUGUCCACUGCAAGUUCAGAGAAUGUCAGUGUGUCCAUGCAUGACGACGGAAUCGCUGUUGUCUCGCUGGACAUCAAGAACUCCAAAGUGAACACCCUGGGCAAAGCUUUGUUGACGGAGCUGCCGCCGAUACUUGAAACCUUGGAGAACGUGGAUGAUCCACACGUCAAGAGUGUCAUCUUCAUUUCGGCAAAGAAGAACAACUUCAUCGCGGGAGCAGAUAUCAACAUCUUCGAUGAGAUUGCUGUUCAGGGAAAAGAUGCGAUCAAGAAGCAGGUGUGUCAGCUCACUCAGGGAUUCUUCGACCGAAUGGAGAAAGGAAAAGUGAAAAUUGCAGCCAUUGAUGGAAGCUGCCUCGGCGGUGGUGCAGAAUUUGCUCUGGCCUGCCACUACAGGAUUGCAAGCGUCAAUCCUUCGACUGCUAUCGGAUUUCCUGAGGUCAUGCUUGGAUUGCUCCCUGGUGCCGGUGGGACGCAACGGUUGCCCAAACUCAUUGGCGUCCAGGGGCUGACGCAAGAUGCGACAAAGCUGCUACAAUGUGCCUUAGCAACAGCACGACUUCUCAACAAAGAUUUGAAUUUCACAAGCAAAACAGGAGAAAUGAAACUGCCGAAGCGCGGAGAGUUGCCAUGGAUGAGCGCUUACUUCGAAGAUGGAAUCAAAAGUUAUUCUUUCCUUCGCGAUUUCUAUUUUGGACAAGCUCGCAAAAUGGCUCUCAAGCAAACGAACGGAAACUAUCCUGCUCCCAUCAAGAUUAUUGAAGUCCUUGAGGGAAGUAUCGCAAAAAAUGCUCUCGGAAAGGAUCAGGGUUACGAGAUGGAGGCCGAUGCAUUCGCGGAACUAGCUCUUACUAAAGAAAGUUCGGGGCUUAGGUCUUUAUUUUUUGGACAGACAUCUGUUAAGAAAAAUCCAUUCUCUGGAGCAAUGGACGUGAAGAAGGUGGGUGUGCUUGGUGCAGGAUUGAUGGGCUCUGGCAUUGCGGAGGUCACCAUCGCGAAGGGAGUUCCAGUAGUUCUCAAAGACGUAUCAGCGAAAGGAUUGUCAGUUGGGGAAACAAACAUUCAAAAGAGCAUGCAGGACAAGGUCAAAAAGAAGCGAAUGACCAGUUUCGAAAAAGACGUGACUAUGUCCAGACUGAUCGGAGUGCACAAUGACAUGCCUUCUUGGAAGGAUCAUAUCAAGCAGUGUGAUCUUGUGGUAGAGGCCGUGUUUGAGGAUUUGUCCUUGAAGCAUAAGAUAGUCGAGGAGAUGGAGUCUAUUUGCAAGCCUGAUUGUAUCAUCGCAACCAACACGUCCUCGUUGCCGGUGUCUGAGAUCGCCAAGUUUUCCUCGAGACCACACAAUAUUGUUGGAAUGCAUUAUUUCUCUCCGGUUCCCAAGAUGCAGCUUUUGGAAAUCAUUCCUCACGAGACCACGGACGAAAAAGUCAUUGCCACUGCUGUCCAGCUGGGACUCAAACAAGGAAAGCUGCCUAUCGUUUGCAAAGACGUUCCUGGGUUCUUCGUGAAUCGGUGUUUGGGUCCGUACAUUGAUGAGUCGAUGGUACUUGCAUUUGAGGUGGAUGACAUUCUUAAGCUGGACAAAGCUCUCAAGAAGUUCGGCUUCCCUGUCGGCCCUAUGGUGUUGGCUGACGAGGUUGGUGUUGAUGUCGCGUUUCAUCUUCACAACAACCUCAUUCAAGACCUUGGCGUUCGCAUGUCUGGAGCCAACAUCGAAGCGAUGAAGGCUAUCAAGGCUGCGGGCAUCAAGGGCAAGAGGUUCGGAUGCGGUUUCCUCGUGUAUCCUCCCAAGAAGGCCAGUGGACUUGCUGCCUUGAAUCCGUUUGCUUCCAAGCCAUCUCCCACUCCCAAUCCCGUGGCGCUUGAGGCGAUGAAGCCUUUCAUGAAGCCCGGAAAGGCAUGA